CAAGCCUCUCAGUCGCAGUUCAAUCACUUUUGUCGCUCGACCUUUUCCUUUGCCUUCACAUUCAUUCAAUACAACCGCCAAAAUGGUCAAGGACAACCCAAAGACUCAACCCAAAAAGACGACGCCGGCUCCCAAGAAGAGUCGAUCAGCCAUCUCCGACGUCGUCGCCCGCGAAUACACAAUCCACCUCCACAAGCGAAUUCAUGGCGUCAGCUUCAAGAAGCGAGCGCCCCGCGCCAUCAAGGAGAUUCGCAAAUUCGCGACUAUGGCUAUGGGAACCAAGGACGUCCGUCUCGACCCACAAUUGAACAAGAAGGUCUGGGAAUCCGGAAUCAAGGGCGUGCCCUUCCGUCUGCGAGUGCGCAUCAGCCGUAAGCGUAACGACGAGGAAGGUGCCAAGGAGAAGCUGUACAGCUACGUGCAGGCUGUAAACGUCAAGGAGAAGGAGGCCAAGGGACUGCAGACUGUUGUUGUUGAGGAUUCAUAGAGGGACGGUCAGCCAUUCAUGAUGAUGAUGUGAGCGAUGCUUUACACACAAUCUUCACGUCAAAAGGGCGGAAGAUGCCUGCGAUGUUAGCGAUGGCUUGCUCGGCAGACACUGCGAGCGCAAAGAGCAACUGAGUGUCGUGCUCAAGAGAGCACGGAGGAUUGACUUUCUUCCAAGGACGAGGCCCUGAAAUCUUGAUACCAAUGCAGAAUGUGGCGCUUUGCCAUACAAGUCAACCUCGUAUUGAAGCAAGAACUCUGUGUAUUGAUCAUCUAUCAUACAAUUGGUGCCUGCCAAAUUUCC
This is a messenger RNA of Exophiala xenobiotica, 790 nucleotides long. RefSeq lists its product as uncharacterized. The transcript has 4 exons. Gene Ontology annotation, biological process: cytoplasmic translation. The coding region runs from base 83 to 487 and encodes 134 amino acids. Lineage: Eukaryota; Fungi; Ascomycota; Eurotiomycetes; Chaetothyriales; Herpotrichiellaceae. The record is from RefSeq and is a predicted model, not a curated record. Gene Ontology annotation, cellular component: cytosolic large ribosomal subunit; ribosome. Gene Ontology annotation, molecular function: structural constituent of ribosome.